GUAAAAAUGAACGCUUAUAAUUCUUGGUCCUUAUGCUUGAUUUUCAAACAUAGGGAAGGGAAGUGAAAAUCACCAUGUAGUUACCUUUGCAGAAGUAUUUACCUAUUACUCCUUUGUUGCUAGGAAGAACAGAGGAGAAAACCAAGAAUUCGAAGAAUACCUACUGCAUCGACACAUAGACGAGCACGCCUCAUCUUGCUCUGCUUGAUGUGGAUGCGCUUUCGGUCACACGAGCCUUAUUCGGAGACCAUAUCGACUAAAAAUAUACAGACUGUUGAAUUAGACGAGAUAUAGUACAUACAGUCAUGGCGAGCGCCGCCUCUAUUCCCAUCAUCGACAUUUCCGGAGGCGGGCUGCAAGGAGACUCUACUCACGUAGCCAAACAGCUUGUUGACGCAGCAGCCGAGCAUGGUUUCGUAUAUGUUAGGAAUACAGGCCAUGACAUUUCCUUUGCUCAGAUUCAGCGAGCAUUCGACAUUUCGAAAACCCUCUUCCAAUCACCGCUGGAGGACAAACAACGAUGCACAAUAGAGAAAAACAACCAGGGCUGGUCAGGAAUGCACACUGAGACGUUAGACCCUAAGACCCAGCCGGUAGGAGAUUACAAAGAAGGUUUCAAUUUUGGGGCCUUUGCUGACAGCAAAGCCACCCAACCCAUACCGCGAAGCAUUGAACCGUAUCAAACUGAUCUUGCCAUUUUCCGAGAUUCAUGCCACACUCUUUGCCGCAAAUUGUUGCUAUUAUUUGGGAUUGGGCUCGGAGUUGACCCGCCAGAGUUCUUUACUGCGGUACAUACUCCAGACGAGCCAUCAGGGUCCAUCUUACGAUUCCUCUACUAUCCACCCCCAAAUGCGACGCCAUCAGCACAAGAAGCCGACGUGAGAGCAGGCGCACACUCUGACUAUGGCUCGGUGACGCUACUAUUUCGACUUAGGGGUCAAGCCGGGUUAGAAAUCCUUACACGUACAGGUGGCUGGGCAGCGGUCCCUGUUUGCCCACCCGGAACAGAGGAUGAUCCCUCACCUCCCAUCUUGGUCAACAUCGGGGACUUGCUCUCAUAUUGGACAAACGGACUACUGCGCAGUACUGUUCAUAGGGUAACCUUUGCAGGUUCUAAAGCGGAAAAUGGUACUAAUGCCGUCGAACUCGUGGAUGGCGAGUCGACGACAGAUCCACGUUACUCUAUUGCCUACUUCUGCCAUCCCGCCAAUGAUACACCGCUUGCCGCCAUACCAAGCGAGCGUGUGCGCAAUUUUCAGAAUGGGCUAGCCACUGCCAAUGCAGGAAACCCAUAUGCUGAACGCAAAGUCUUAACCGCAGAAGAGCAUUUGAAGAUGCGGCUUCGUGAAACGUAUCUGCAAAUGUAUGGCAGCGAAAAACAGAACCAAGAAGCUUAGGCUUAGUUAAAGAUGAUCUUUAGUUUAAGAAGUUUCUAGUUUAUAGUUUGACUACCAUCUCUACUCCUCACAUUUUGCAUUGCACAUUCCUCUCGCGGACUCCGAAAUUUUUGGUAUAGUUUCAUCUAUCUCGCGCGGAUUUCACUUCAACCUUCAAUACUAUAUACGUUUGAAACGAGACUCAUGGGUGGUGAUCA
This is a messenger RNA of Xylaria bambusicola, 1594 nucleotides long. RefSeq lists its product as uncharacterized. The record is from RefSeq and is a predicted model, not a curated record. Gene Ontology annotation, molecular function: dioxygenase activity. NCBI's taxonomy places the organism in Eukaryota, Fungi, Ascomycota, Sordariomycetes, Xylariales, Xylariaceae. The transcript is spliced from 6 exons. The coding region runs from base 306 to 1397 and encodes 363 amino acids.